Messenger RNA from Penicillium bovifimosum, 1176 nucleotides. Its product is annotated as putative C6 finger domain protein. The transcript has 3 exons. Bases 1 to 1176 code for a protein of 391 amino acids. Gene Ontology annotation, biological process: regulation of DNA-templated transcription. Gene Ontology annotation, molecular function: zinc ion binding; DNA-binding transcription factor activity, RNA polymerase II-specific. Lineage: Eukaryota; Fungi; Ascomycota; Eurotiomycetes; Eurotiales; Aspergillaceae. The record is from RefSeq and is a predicted model, not a curated record.
AUGCCCGCAGCUGUCGACGAUAUGGCCUCAAUGAGUUCACAAAGCACCAUGGACGCGAAUGAUAAGAAGCGCAAUAAGUUAGGAUAUCAUCGAACCUCCGUCGCAUGUGACGCAAAACCUAAAAAUGACCCCUUUCGGGAGUGGGGUUUUGCAUGUGAUCAUCUUACUUAUACAUUCACAGUACAUUGUCGACGACGAAAGAUUCGAUGUCUGGUAGCGCCAGAUGAUACGGAAGGACGAUGUGAGAAUUGCAUUCGAUUGCGAAAGGAUUGUCAGUUUUUCCCGGUGGACCAACAACCGCCGAUUGAAAAGAAAUCACGACCAAGCUCAAGACUCGAAACUCCUUCCACUGAGCGCUCUAAUACCACGCCGAUUACCUCCUCUCCGACUGGUUUGAUGCCCGAUACGUCCGAGGCUUUCUAUACAUACCAGGCCAUGCCAAUGAACACUUCUGCCGCCCCGGACAUGCCGAAUUACAACAUCGGAAUGGUGCAAAAUGGCAUGAGUUUACCGCCAGAUCGACCUAUGGGACCAGGAGACUUUGCCGGGCAUCAACCAAUGGACACAGGAGUUGCAUGGGACGAAUUUACGACAAUAGCAGAUCCACAACUUUUGAAUACAAUGGCAACCGCAAAGAGCCAGAUGAUGAACAUGGCGCCCAACGUAUGGAAUCCCAACAAUAUGCCCUCAGCACUACCCUCCAGCCUACCACCCCCUUCACCGAUAUCCGCCGCAUCCUCGAUGGGAGGCCCGGCACAGCCCAUGGGCCAAACACCGGCAUACGCCAUGCAGCCGGACGGAACGGUCUGGCAAGUCCCGCCACCACCGCCGCCACCGCGAACCAUGAGCUACCCGGGACAAGACAUGGGCUCUUCAUAUCCUAAUCAGUUCCACCCUCAAAUGGCGCCGGAGCUCAAGCGCAGAAUGACAACUCCCGCACAACCGCUGUCUGCUACGAAUACAAUGGGCUCCCCAGAUGCACCUGAGAUGCAGACGGGAUCGGUCUCAUAUCCGCCAGGCAUGAACUACACGCAAUGGCAGGAUAUGAGCGCUAUGUCUGGGAUGGGCGUUGUGCCUUACCCCAUGUACGCUGCUGAUGCACUUCCGCAACAUCCUUACCCUACGAAUCCUCCGCCGAUGGGACAUCCUGGGCCACCGUCACGGUCACCGAAUUGA